CGGGCGGGAUGUGCGCCCCGCUGGCCCUGCCGCCGGCCACCGACGCCCGCUACACCACCCCCUUCGGCGCGGGGGACGGGGACCUGCCGGCCUUCCCGCCCGGCACCCGGGCCGAGGUGCCCAGCCUCGACGCCACCCUGGAGUGCCGGGCGCGCACCAAUGGCUCGUGGGGAUGGAGCGCCGCCGCGCCGGGCGCCUGGCGCUGCCAGCUGGAGGGCGGCGGCUGCGAGUGGCAGUGCCAGGAGGACGGGCAGGGGCGCCCCUUCUGCACCUGCCCCGAGGGCACCGCCGUCGGGCCGGACGGGCGCGGCUGCGUCUCCCCGUGCGCCGAGCUGCGGUGCGAGCACCUGUGCCAGCCCCAGGGGGACCGCGGCCUCUGCCUGUGCGAGGAGGGCUACCGGCUGGACGCCGACGGCCGCAGCUGCGCCGACAUCGACGACUGCCGGGCCCAGCCGGGCCUCUGCAGCCAGGAGUGCGUCAACACCGCGGGGGGCUUCCGCUGCCAGUGCUUCCCCGGCUACACCCUGGUGGAGGGCAACUGCAUCAAGACGGAGAACCUCUGCUUCCGCGCCACCUGCCAGCAGGACUGCGUGGUGGUCAACGGCACCUGGCGCUGCGUCUGCUUCGACGGCUUCGCCCCGGACCCCAAGGACCCGCACCGCUGCGUCAGGCUCUGCAACCGCCCCGAGUGCCCGGCCCACUGUGACCCCCACACGGGAGACACCUGCUACUGCCCCGACGGCUACAUCCUGCAGGAGUUCGACGACGGGCGGAAGGUCUGCACGGACAUCGACGAGUGCGAACAGGACUACUGCGACGGGGAGUGCCGCAAUCUCUUCGGCGGCUAUGAGUGCGCCACCCCGAGCCCUGGCCUUGUGGACAGCGCCCCGCGGGGACCGGAGGAUGAGGGCUCGGGGGAUCCGAUGCUGUACUCCACCACCGCGACGCCCGUGCUCACGUCUGUGCCCCCGAGGGGCGGCCGCAGCCCGGGGACCCUGGUGGCCAUCAUCGUGAGCACGGUGCUCGCCUUCGUGGCGUUCGUGGCCGCGGUGGGCUGCUUGCUGAAGAGGCUGCGCUCUGCAAAGGCCGGGAUGGAUUACAAGUGCCAGCAGGUGGAGGCUGGAGUGGGGAUGGAGCAGGUGAGGCCCCAGGGCGCCUCUCACAAGCAGAAGAUGUAGGGGGAGGGGAGGGUGGAGGGUGGCAGACUUCAAUGUUCCCUCUAAGCUGUGGAGUCUUGUGAGCAACAGUUCUACUUUGUGACCGACUGGCAGUGAAGUUGUGAGCCCGCGACUCGGCGGCUGCCUAAAUCAGUUUGCUCUGGAGCCCUCCUUCCUGAGCUGAGACAGAAAUGUGUGAGCCGGAGG
Molecule: messenger RNA, 1364 nt
Organism: Gekko japonicus
Lineage: Eukaryota; Metazoa; Chordata; Lepidosauria; Squamata; Gekkonidae
Gene: THBD
Product: thrombomodulin
Exons: 1
Coding region: 9-1178 (389 amino acids)
Cellular component (GO): membrane
Molecular function (GO): transmembrane signaling receptor activity; calcium ion binding
Source: RefSeq, a predicted model, not a curated record